CACGAUUCUGAUCCAAAAAGGCUAACUCUUUAUUGUUUUAUUUACAAAUCGCCGUUGUUGCAGAUAUAAGCCGAAAAGCACGAAAACAAAACACACAGUAAGAGUCUGAAGAAUUGGUCGGGUGGGAGGGAAAGAGGUUUUUAAUUGUCACCUGUCUCCUAAAUCGCGGCCAUUACGCCGCCAAAAGAUCUCAGAGAUUCUGAUUGGGCCGCCAUUGAUGAACCCCGAACCCACCAGUCACAGACAUAACGUGAAUGUUCUGUCUAUUUUCAAGCUCCCUUUAUAUUUAUCAUCACACGGAGAAACUUGAAAAACAACAUUUCUUGUUACUGGGGUUUGAAGAAACCAAAUCAAAACCCGACCCAAUUCCUCGUCGGCCAUCAGAAUUUGACUUCUUGUUGCCUCAUUGCUUCUUACGGAGACAAAGGUUCUACAUUGAGGGAUUUACGGUCCGUGAACCGCGUGGAGGCUACAAGAAGAAGGUUAUAUAAAAAAGGAACGAGCUUUAUCAGCUUUUUUUUGAAGUUGUGACUGAAAUGAAGAGUGUAGAAAGAAGUGAAGUUGAUGAUGUGUUCUUUGAUUCAUCUGAUGUUUUGUCCAUCGAUGAACAAGUAGUUGAAGCUGAGUUCCAAGUUUGGUCAGAUGAGCCAGAGAGUGUCGUGGAACGUCGUGAGCGGUUUCUCAAGAAACUUGGUCUGUUCGAGGAGAAACCGGACUCGUUGUGUUUGGAGAGGAUAAACGAUUACAGCGAUGAGGUUACUACAAGCUCUUCAGAGUCAUCUUUUGGUGAAAGUGAGUUGCAAUGUUGUGCUAGAGAGGAGAACUACGGAUCAACAAACUCAAUGUCUGAUGAGGAAUUAGAAGAAGAGAAUGACUCAGAGCAAAACUCGAGUAUAGCUUCUCCGAGUCCAUCGCUUAGUUUCAGCAAGAAGAUGAGUGCGAAGAAAUGGUUGUUCGAGUGCUUCGUAGGAGAAACGGAUAAAGAUUUGGAAUACAAGUCUAAGGAAGAAGCGACGAUGAGUAAAGUGAAAGUGAAGAGUAUCAAUAAGAGUUACGUUGAGUUAUCUGCUGCUUACAAGGUACAACAGAUUAAUGGACAUAAAGGGAAAAUUUGGGCGAUGAAGUUUAGUCCUGAUGGUAAAUUCUUAGCAACAGGAGGCGAAGAUGGAGUUGUAAAGAUAUGGCGAAUCACGCUAUUGGAUUCUCUGUGUGCCUCUUUUCUUCAGCAAGAGACAAUUAGUCAACAAGAAGCAUUGGUUCUGUUCCCUCAGAAAGCUUUUCAUAUCGAAGAAACACCGUUUCAAGAACUUUAUGCUCACAACGGAGAUGUCUUGGACUUAGCAUGGUCUUCAGACUCAAAUUUGCUUCUUUCGGCUUCUAAGGACAAGACAGUCAGGUUAUGGAAGAUUGGUUGUGAUCAUUGUCUUCAUAUCUUCCAUCACAACAACUACGUGACUUGUGUUCAAUUCAAUCCUGUGAUUAAGAACAACUUCGUCAGCGGAUCUAUAGAUGGAAAAGCUCGAAUCUGGGGUUUAUCAGAACAGAGAGUCGUCGCUUGGACCGAUGUUCGUGAUUCCAUUUCUGCGAUCUGUUACCAACCAAACGGAAAUGGGAUCGUCGUUGGUUGUAUCACCGGAAAUUGCAGGUUUUAUCAAAUCUCAGGAAGCGAUGUUGUAAUGGAGGAUCAGAUAAUUAUCCGGGGACGGAACAGAAUCACCGCCGUGGAGUUUUGUCCUGGAAGCUCCGAGAAACUCAUGGUAUCCUCCGACAAUUCGAAGCUCCGGAUCUUUGAUAGAUCCCAAAUCCUUCACAAAUUCAAAGCCUCAUCGAAAUUCAAGAAACAAUCGUCGGCGUCGUUCGUUUCUUCCGCCGGGAAACAUAUUUUAUCACUCCGACGAGGUCUCGGAGUCUAUCUCUGGAACAACGAUGGGUAUUCGGCGAAGAAACGCGCGAAAUCGUCGAGUUCCUUCGAGUAUUUUAACUCGCCGGGUGUUUCCGCGGCGGCGGCUUGGUGUCCGACGGCAAUGGAAGUAUCAAGAGUCGCCGGCGAUGAUGACGAAUCACGGCGAGCUUUGAGACUACUACAGAGCUCCGGGAGAUUGUCUCGUUCGUCUCGUGUAACCGCCACGUGGCCGGAGGAGAAGCUCACCUCCGAUGGCGGAAGUUGCGAUGGUACCAUCUCCGUCGGAGAAUACGAUUUUGCCGGCGCGUGGAGACUGGUGAUCGUGACGGCGAGUUUGGAUGGGAUGAUUAGGACAUUUCAUAACUAUGGAAUGCCACGUAGGUUGUAGAGAUCGAUAGGUUAUUGCGUAAUUUUCUGACACGUACAUAUAUAUAUUGAGUGUAAAGUUAACAUUAUCCCAAUUCUCAACGUGCUACAAACACAAUGGAUUCUGCAUUGUUUAGUAAAAAACUUUUGUUGAUAAAUAGAUUUUUAACACAUGCGUUGGC
This is a messenger RNA of Thlaspi arvense, 2451 nucleotides long. Lineage: Eukaryota; Viridiplantae; Streptophyta; Magnoliopsida; Brassicales; Brassicaceae. The record is from the annotation of a GenBank genome assembly.